Messenger RNA from Fulvia fulva, 3954 nucleotides. Its product is annotated as von Willebrand factor A domain-containing protein 5A. The coding region runs from base 1 to 3954 and encodes 1317 amino acids. Lineage: Eukaryota; Fungi; Ascomycota; Dothideomycetes; Mycosphaerellales; Mycosphaerellaceae. The transcript has 5 exons. The record is from RefSeq and is a predicted model, not a curated record.
AUGGCAGGCGAUCACAUCUGCGGCUGCUAUGUCGUGUCCAACUACAAACGACGAUACCUGCCACAGUGCAAGCUGACGUCUCACACCACCAUCAACCCAGUCUGCUACACAACACAACUCACACAAGUCUUUCGGAAUGCAAGCCAAGAAGAUCUUCCCGAGGCCAGGUACACAUUCCCGCUGUACGAUGGCGUUGCAGUCAGCGGAUAUACCAUCACCUACGGGGGCAAGUCAAUCACUGGCGUGGUCAAGCAAAAAGACGAUGCGAAGAAAACGUACGAAGCAGCCCUGUCCAGAGGGGAAACCGCCGGUCUACUGGAGAGCCUGCCUGCUGGCGUCUUUGGCGUCACACUAGCGAACAUACGCGCAGGAACCGAUAUAACUGUGGACAUCAUGUACUGCGGUGAACUCAAGCACGAUGCUGCAAUCGACGGACUGCGAUACAACUUGCCCACUAGCAUUGCUCCACGAUAUGGUGAUUACCCAGGCGAGGUCAUGCAGUCGAACACCAGCAUCGAUGGUGGCAUCCGCAUCACGGUCGAUGUUGACAUGGGAAAAUCUGCUGUACGAAAAGUGCAGUCGCCCAGCCAUCCGAUCGCAGUCUCAAUGGGCGGACUGUCCACAGGUGAUCAAGCUCAACAGGCGCCUUUCCAACCUUCGCAAGCAUCAGCAACCUUGACCCAGGGCAACACUGAACUUUCCGGCGACUUCGUACUACAGCUGCUUAUCGACGACAUGAAGAAGCCACAGGCCAUCCUUGAGACACACCCCUUACUACCUGGUCAGCGAGCGAUCAUGACUACUCUGGUUCCGAACUUCGUCUUGGAACCGGCCCAUCCUGAGCUGGUGUUCAUUGCCGAUCAGUCUGGCAGCAUGUCAGGCGCGAAGAACACAAGUCUCGUCGCAGCGCUGAAAGUAUUCAUCAAGUCAAUGCCGCUGGGCGUUCGCUUCAACAUCUGCGCAUUUGGAAACUCCUACAAGUUCCUCUGGCCUCAGUCACAAGCCUACAGCGAGAAGCAUGUGGACGAGGCUCUCGCGUUUGUCAACACGUUUGCAGCAAGCUGUGGUGGUACACAAAUUCUGGAGCCGAUUCGGGAAGCAUUCAAGAGACGCCUCCAGGACCUGCCACUUGAAGUCAUGCUUCUGACAGACGGCGAGAUCUGGGAUGAAAAGGCUGUGUUCGGCUACAUCAACGAGCAAGUGAAGGACAAGGCUGUUGACGGGAGGGUGUUCGCUCUGGGUAUCGGACAAGAUGUGUCGCACACCCUGGUCGAAGGCGUCGCCCGUGCUGGUAAUGGCUUUGCACAGUUUGUCACGCAGAAUGAGGAGAUUGAUCAGAAGGUGAUCCGAAUGCUGAAAGGAAGUUUGUAUGCUCACACGAAGGACUACGAGCUGGAAGUGCACUACGACACCGCGGAUGAUUUCGAAAUGGUGGAGAGAGUUCGCGAUUGUCUGGAAGUGGCUGAGCAGCGCGACGAGGCGAAGCCUGCUCCAUCGAAAGCCAUUUCGUUCUUCGACACGGCCGCUAAUCCAGAUACCACAGCCGAGAAGACUGACGGAGACCGCUACGCACACCUUCCCAAGCUCGAAACGCCCAAGGCUCUGCAAGCUCCAGUCGAUGUUCCUCCUCUGUUUCCCUUCAACAGAACUACUGUCUACGUCCUUCUAGGACCGGACUCGCCAGAACAGGAUGUCGUCUCCCUGACACUUCGCGCGACAGCACCCCAGGGACCAAUCGAGCUGAACAUUCCUAUUCAGGGAAGGCAGUCUGGUGUCAGUAUUCACACCCUAGCUGCAAGAAAGGUGAUCCAGGAUCUAGAACAAGGUCGCGGCUGGCUCAACAAUGCUUCCAGCGGUGGCAAGCCCUUGAAAGUGGCCUACGAGAGCCGCUUCGAUGAGAUGGUCGAGCGAGAAGCUGUACGUUUGGGUGAGCGGUUCCAGAUAGCAGGCAAGUGGACUUCUUUCGUAGCUGUGCAGGAGAACUCGGAAGAGCAGGCACCAAGCUUGGAAAGACCUGCGGCACCACCCGUGGAGCUUCGACGUAUGAGGAUGAUGGCGGCACCGUCUUCUACCUCGCAGAGCUUCAAAAAGACGGCCAGAAUGACGACAGGAGGAACUGCUCCUAGAAGAUCCAUGGGCAACGCACCCUCUGGAGGUUUCGGACUCAUGUCUCCAGGUGGUGGUGGUGGUGGUGGUGGUGCACUUUUCAGCCGUACUUCCAGUGCUUCCACAGGAGCUGGAGGAUCGCAGGCUGGACAGUCACUACAAGACUAUCAAGGUGGACUCAUGCUACUGGAGCAACAGAACAAGAGUCGGAAGAUCAUGAGUCAAGGCAGCGCUUUGGCUGCUGCUGCUUCCGCUCCUGUCAGGUGGGCAUCUCCUAAUGAGGAGUGCGAGGAAGAAGACGAGGAUAUGGCAUUCGGUCUCUUCGACGACGGUCCUCCCAACCCAGGUUUCGCUCCUUCUGGAGCCACAGCCGCCCUCAACUACAAGGAGAACGAGGACGAAAGCCUUGGCCUGUUCGGCUCACCCCUUCAACCCAAGCCCGCUCCCAGCGGUGAUACACUACAUCGUAUCAUCAGUCUCCAGAAAUUCUCGGGCGCAUGGAGUUGGCAGAAGGAGAUCUUUGACCUGAUCGUGGUCGACUGCAACAAGAUUGAUCUGCAGCUUCCCGGGGUCGAUAAGGAUGUGACAGCUACAGCGCUCGUUGUGGCUUUUCUGGAGAAGCAGAUGGGUAGUAGGAAGGAUGUUUGGGAGAUGGUGGUGGCGAAGGCGAGGGCUUGGUUGCGAGGUCAAGGAGUUGAGGUGGAUGAGAACGAGUACGCCACUACAUCUCCCAACGCCGUCGGCAUCGACAGCGCCAAGCUGAACGCCGCUCUCGGCUACGCAGCCGUGCAAGGCUCCUCUUCCGUCAAAGUCUUCCGUAACGGCUGUCUAGUCGGGCAAGGCUUCCGCGACAUCUUGCAAGAGCGAGUCCCCGAGCUCAACGCAGGCCAGACCAAGGCUGUAGUCGCACUAAUCGCCGGCAUCGCCGCGGAUCGUGGACGGAUCAAUAUCAAUGCCCCCAUUGACCGGUAUUUCAUGAACUUGGUCUCGGGCGUGCAAGUCAACCACAUUCAAGGCCUGAACCAGGUCGCAGACAUUUCGAGGAUGAGGGAGUAUUUUGCGCAGAAGCUUGUGCAUCCUGCUGGCGAGUACUACGAGUUUGAUGAGACGACGCCGUCGGUCGUUGUGUACUGCAUUGAGCGCGUCGUUGAGGCCAAGGGAUAUGCGGAUUUUCAGAACUUUGCGCAGAAAGAGCUGUUCAACAAGCUAGGCAUCCCCGAAAGCGCGUACUUCUGGCAGAAAGAUCGAUCUGGCGUUACGACGGGAUACUCUGGUCUUUGGCUUCGUCCGCUGGAAUAUGGGCGGCUGGGCUUGUUGCUGCUGAAUAAUGGGACUUUCGGUGGACGGCGAAUCCUGUCACAGGCUUUUAUCGAGGAAGCGAGGAAGGGGACCAGUGCCAAUUGUGAGUUUGGUCUACUUGGGACAAAUACUUUCGUCAUUCCAAGCCUGGACAUGGUCAUCAGUCGUGUCGGCUACCAGGAGCUAGAUACCCUUCCAGGCGCCACCAACGGCGAUCUCCAUGGCGCAUUCCCAGGCAACGCGGGCGGGCCAGGUAAUCAUGAGUUCUUCCGACUGCUGAUGGCUUCAAUCACCAAUAUCCGUGCCAACGUUGCAGCGACGAUACAGAACUCAGGUCCGUACGAUAGGCCUGCGUCGGAGAGAGUUGACCUGGAGCCUUUCAUCGAGCCUUUGUCCGCGCCUCUAGGGAGCUACGCUGCGAUUGGGCCGAGUGGGCCGGUUGGUUGCAAUGCGUUGUCGUGCGAGAGCUCGUCGAAUGAUGGGCUGACGUGGCUUGGGCACAUUCCGAGGACGUUGCCGGGCUUCAUGGAGCAGAGACCGUCUAGCUGA